AUGGAUGUUUUGAGAGGUAACUUAGCCAAACCGAACGAAUCAAUAACAAAAGGAGUUCCCGAAAAGUUCGUAAAGAUCGAUUUUGUACCGAAAGCGUUCGGCGAUGUUGGAAGAGCGACUUUGAAAUCAAAUAAUAUCACGGCAACGUUCAUCGGAGGAAGACGAUUUGGCAUAGGGUUGUACAUGGAAGCAAUCAAAGACCUGUUCUCAAACAUAAACAAUGAUGAUCUGAUUGUUUUUAACGUUCUCAUACACGAUAAUAAAAGGAAUCGUGUUCAAAGUAGAGAAUUCAAGGGAAACAUGAAAAAGGCGGAACAAUUUUAUCUAGCGAAAAUCAGUGAAUUCGUAAACUGGUUACAGGCUCAAAAGCCAAACGCAAAAGUCGUUUGGAGCACAUCCACAUCUUACAAGGAGCACAAAGUUCCAUCAGAGUUUCGGCGAUAUCAGCGAAAUACUCGCAUAUUAGAUAUAAAUAGAAAAGCGCGGGAUAUCUGGAGCGACGCCGGGUUCCCAGUCCUCGACGUUUUCCACGUUACGCUCGCGUGUCAAGCCAAAUCGUGCACUGAGGACGUGAUAAUGUUUUGGUGUUACAUCAUUGGAAAGGAAUGGGUAUGCGGGAACGACCUUGGUGAAGAGGCGGAUAUCAACUCGUUGUUUGGUUUCCGCAUCGAGUGCGUGGAACGGCUCGGUGAGCGAGUCGGCGAACACGCUUGGCGCAGAUUCAACGCACUUUUCGAAUGGCUCCAGUUAGCGGCGGUCAUCGAAGACAAGGUGUGUUGCAUGCACGGCGGCAUCGGUCCUUCGAUUGAAACCAUCGAACAAAUCGACCAGCUCGAACGCCCGUGUUCUAUGGAAUCCGGAGGAUUAGAACUCAUGGAUUUGCUCUGGUCGGAUCCGACUGAAAAUGAUUCCGUGGAAGGCUUGCGACCGAACGCGAGAGGUCCCGGCUUAGUGACGUUCGGCCCGGACCGCGUCAAACAGUUUUGCGAAAAUAACGGUUUACAAAUGAUUGUUCGAGCGCACGAGUGCGUCAUGGACGGCUUCGAACGUUUCGCGCAAGGCCAACUGUUGACGUUAUUCUCCGCGACGAACUACUGCGGGACGGCAAAUAACGCGGGUGCAAUUUUAGUUUUAGGACGCGAUUUAACGCUCUACCCGAAACUCAUCCACCCGUUACCACCGGAAGCGAUGGAUUCGGCUUCUCCCGGAGAAUUCGACCACGCGUUGUGGAUGCAAGAAAUCAACCGCGAACGUCCGCCGACGCCGCCGAGGAAAAAUAGCUUUUUCGGUAACUAA
This is a messenger RNA of Bathycoccus prasinos, 1296 nucleotides long. RefSeq lists its product with no specific name. NCBI's taxonomy places the organism in Eukaryota, Viridiplantae, Chlorophyta, Mamiellophyceae, Mamiellales, Bathycoccaceae. Bases 1 to 1296 code for a protein of 431 amino acids. The transcript has 2 exons. The record is from RefSeq and is a predicted model, not a curated record. Gene Ontology annotation, molecular function: hydrolase activity.